Wyeomyia smithii (pitcher-plant mosquito) is the source of this 4305-nucleotide messenger RNA. RefSeq lists its product as uncharacterized. The record is from RefSeq and is a predicted model, not a curated record. The transcript has a single exon. Gene Ontology annotation, molecular function: nucleic acid binding. Lineage: Eukaryota; Metazoa; Arthropoda; Insecta; Diptera; Culicidae. Gene Ontology annotation, biological process: DNA integration. The coding region runs from base 1 to 4305 and encodes 1434 amino acids.
AUGGAUAAUCAGCAGUUCCAGCAACUUUUGGAUCAUCAAACCAGAAUGUUUGAAGAGCUUUUCCGUGGAAUAACAGCGACAGUGAAUCAACAAUCAAUAGCCGCUACCGUAUCGGCUAGUCGCCAGCCAUGCACUGCAAGCGUUUCGGUACCUCAGCCAUCGCCGCUUGCAUUAGAAGGAGAUAUGGAAGCCAAUUUCGAAUUUUUUGAAAAGAGUUGGAGAGACUACGAAAAAGCCAUUGAAAUGGACCGGUGGUCAGCUACAGAUGAUCCUCAAAAGGUUAGUUUUCUCCUGGCGGUGAUCGGAGAGCCAGCAAGAAAAAAAUAUUUUAAUUUUGAGCUCACCACGAACGAACAAGCCAACCUUGAAGCAGCCUUGCUUGCUAUCAAACAGAAGGUUGUAGCUAAGCGAAACAUAAUCAUAGAUCGACUAGAUUUCUUCUCGGCUGCACAGCUUUCAAGAGAGACUAUUGAUGAUUUUGUUUCACGUCUCAAGACUUUAGCUAAAAUAGCUAAAUUGGGUGCAUUAGAAACCGAACUAAUAACGUUCAAACUAGUCACUGCAAAUAAAUGGCUCCAUCUUCGCACUAAGAUGCUCACAAUAUAUGAUAUUGACUCCUCGAAAGCAGUUGACAUGUGUAGAGCAGAAAAGAUAGCAGCCAAUCGAUCUUUAGAGCUAGGAAUGCCGAAUGCUGAUGCGGAGGUUAAAAAGAUACAGAAGGCCAAAACAAAGUUACCUCGCUGUAAGUUUUGUGGUGAUCAACAUGAGUUUGCAAAAGGUGUCUGCCCAGCGUUUGGAAAACGUUGUCAUCGGUGCAAUGGUAAAAACCAUUUCGAAAAGGUAUGUAAAAUAAAUAAAAAGUCUCGCAAACAGAAGCCACGACGAGUUAAAAAAAUCAACGAGAAAACAAGCGAGUCAGAGGAAGAUUCUUCCGUUGGUGAUGAAUCGGAGGAGGAUUCAGAUCACGAAUACGAAAUCGGAAAAAUUUUCGAUAGUACAUCCAAAGGAGGAGGUGUAUCAGCUCAGUUAGACCUCAAAUUUGCUGGUGCUUGGCAAUCAGUAGUAUGCGAACUCGACACAGGACCGAACACGAGCCUGAUUGGUCAUGCUUGCUUGUCGAAACUUAUUGGGAACGAAAAUCCACCACUAUUGCCUUCCGAGUUCCGUCUACAAAGCUUCGGGGGAAAUCCCAUCAAAGUUUUGGGACAAGUUAAGAUUCCAUGUCGUCGGAUGGGAAAAGAAUAUAGUUUGGUGCUACAAGUAGUCGACGUAGAUCAUCGUCCCUUACUAUCUGCAAAAGUGUGUCGUGUGCUAGGCUUAGUUAAAUUCUGCAAAGCAGUUUCUCUGAGCGAACCUAAAUCGUCAACAUCAUAUAGCAAUUUACUCAACGUUUAUCGCAUCGAAGCUCAACAAAUUGUCGAAGCACACAAAGGACUCUUUGUCGGAUAUGGAAAACUAGCUGGAAAGGUAUCACUAGAAUGCGAUAAAAGCAUUUCUCCACUAAUUCAACAGCCACGUCGAGUACCUAUCGCUUUGCGAGGUAAGUUAAAACAAGAAUUGUUUUCUCUCGAAAAAGAUGGAAUAAUUGUAAAAGAACCACAACAUACCGAUUGGGUUAGCAAUUUGGUUUUGGUUCAGCGUGGAAACGCGCAAUCAAAAGGCAUCCGAAUUUGCCUAGACCCCGUUCCUCUCAACAAGGCAAUCAAGAGACCCCAUUUGCAGUUCAUAACUCUUGACGAAAUUCUCCCAGAGCUAGGUAAAGCAAAAGUGUUUUCGACAGUGGACACAAAAAAAGGAUUUUGGCAUGUCGUUCUGGAUGAACCUAGCAGCAAGCUAACGACAUUUUGGACUCCCUAUGGACGGUAUAGAUGGACACGGCUUCCAUUUGGCAUUUCUUCCGCUCCUGAGAUUUUCCAAAUGAAGUUGCUGGAAGUAAUCCAAGGACUUGACGGAGUAGAGUGUAUCGCAGACGACCUGCUCGUGUAUGGGAAAGGGAACACGUAUUUAGAAGCAUUGAUCGAUCACAACAAAAACUUGAGAAACCUUAUGUCCAGACUUGAGCAACGUAAUGUUAGACUAAACCAUUCGAAACUAAAAUUAUGCCAGACUUCAGUACCUUUUUACGGACACGUGCUUACCGACCAAGGUUUAAAGCCUGAUGAAAGCAAGAUCUCAACUAUUCGAAACUUUCCUACUCCUUUAAAUCGAAAAGAAGUUCAUCGCUUUAUCGGUAUGAUAAAUUAUUUGAGCCGUUUUAUCCCGAAUCUUAGCAUGCAUAUUACAAACAUGCGGAAACUGAUAUCUAAUUCCGUUAGCUGGCAAUGGACUGCAGUUGAGGAAGGAGAAUUUAAAAGCGUGAAAGAGUUGGUAUCGGAUAUUGGAAUACUACGCUACUACAACAUGAACCUGCCGAUAACCAUCGAAUGUGACGCGAGUUGCUUCGGUUUAGGAGCUGCCGUAUAUCAACAGGAUGGAGUUAUUGGAUACGCUUCCCGAACGUUAACUGCCACAGAGAAAUCGUAUGCUCAAAUAGAGAAAGAACUACUGGCCAUUUUGUUUGCUUGCAUCCGUUUCGAUCAAUUGGUUGUGGGAAAUCCUAAAGUCACUAUUAAGACGGAUCAUCGGCCACUCAUAAACAUUUUUCAGAAGCCACUGUUAUCAGCCCCGCGUCGACUUCAGCACAUGCUGUUGAAUCUCCAGCGGUAUACAUUAACGUUGGAAUAUGUGACUGGCAAAGAUAAUGUGGUUGCCGAUGCUCUAUCGAGGGCCCCGCUUCACGACGAUAUUACUGUAGACGCAUAUAAGAAGAGCAACAUAUACAAGGUCUUCGAGGAUUUGGGAAAUGUCAAGAUGAGCAAUUGCCUAAGUAUUUCGGAUACUCGCUUAAGCGAAACAAUGCAAGCAACAGCAAAAGACUCGACGAUGCAGCUUAUCAUCGAAUACAUCCUGAAUGGUUGGCCAACAACGGCUGACCAAGUGCCCGAUAGUGUGAAGAUUUAUUUUCGUUACUCGCAAGAGCUGUCCACCCAAGACGGACUUAUUUUCCGGAACGAUAGAAUCCUGGUACCGCAACCUUUGCGCAGGAAGCUCAUUGAUAUUUGUCACGCAAGUCAUAACGGAAUUGAAGCUACGUUGAAGCUGGCUCGAGCGAAUGUCUUUUGGCCAGGAAUGAGUGCUCAGAUAAAAGAAGCUAUCCAGUCGUGUGCAACAUGUGCUAAAUUUGCUGCAUCUCAAUCCAAUCCGCCUAUGAUGACUCACGGCAUUCCAGUGUACCCUUUUCAAUUUGUUUCCAUGGAUGUGUUUUUCUCUGAUUACCAAGGAACUAAGAGAGCAUUUCUUGUGACAGUUGACCAUUACUCGGAUUACUUUGAAGUUAAUAUCUUGAAAGAUUUGAAACCUGAAUCAGUUAUAGCCGCCUGCAAGGAGAACUUCGCCCGUCACGGAAAGCCACAAAUUAUACUAACAGAUAACGGUACGAACUUCGUUUGCCGAAAGAUGGAAGAAUUCGCCAUCGAAUGGGAUUUUCAGCACACUACAUCAUCUCCUCAUCACCAGCAAUCUAACGGGAAAGCGGAGGCAGCCGUGAAGAUCGCUAAACGUUUACUGAAAAAGUCAGAAGAGUCGGGAAUAGAUUUUUGGUAUGCUCUUUUGCAUUGGCGGAACAUACCCAAUAAAAUAGGUUCCAGUCCAGCGGCCCGUUUAUUUUCGAGAUCCACGAAGUGCGGUAUACCGACAUCGGCGAAAAAUCUAUUCCCAAAGGUUGUCGAAGGUGUUCCGAAUUCUAUCGAGGCAAACCGGAAGAAAAUUAAAGUUCGCUAUGACAACUCAAGUAAACAUCUACCUGAUCUUCAAGUUGGAUCGCCAGUAUAUGUGCAGUUAAAUCCAGAAAUUUCAAAAGAAUGGUCUCGUGGCACUGUGUCGAAUCGCUUAAGUGAACGUUCCUUCCAGGUGGAGGUAAAUGGUGCAGGUUAUCGCCGUAGCUUGGUCCACAUUAAACCCUGCAAAGAUCCUACCACAAUUCCAAAUUAUAGUAUUCCAACGAAGUCGUCUCAGCAAGAAACUAUUUCUGAUUCGCCUGUUCCGAAUGAUACAUUUUUCGCGAAUGACUGUCAUGCAUCGAAUCAGUCAGCACCUGCUGCGAUUGAUGCAGCAUCGACUGCGCUCCCCGAUAUGCCUUCUGCGACACAACGUGGUUUUUAUUCAAAAGAGAAACGUGCUUCAUUAGCUAAAAGUCCCAUCGUACGACCAAGAAGAGAAAGUCGUCUACCAACUAAGCUUAAAGAUUAUCAUGUAGAUUUAAGAUAA